Molecule: messenger RNA, 2045 nt
Organism: Epinephelus moara (kelp grouper)
Lineage: Eukaryota; Metazoa; Chordata; Actinopteri; Perciformes; Serranidae
Gene: sepsecs
Product: Sep (O-phosphoserine) tRNA:Sec (selenocysteine) tRNA synthase
Exons: 12
Coding region: 132-1607 (491 amino acids)
Biological process (GO): conversion of seryl-tRNAsec to selenocys-tRNAsec; selenocysteine incorporation
Molecular function (GO): tRNA binding; O-phosphoseryl-tRNA(Sec) selenium transferase activity
Source: RefSeq, a predicted model, not a curated record
GAAGAAGAAGAAGAGAUCAGCCCCUUCCAAGCUGCUGUCGCCUCCUGUCUGUUUUCAUGUGUGUUUGGUAGUUUGGAGGCGGGUUGACAGUGUGUGAAACACGGGAGAGACUCACAGGAAAGCUGUGAGAGAUGAACAGUGAAAAUUUCAGCCUGAGUGAGAGGAUAGUGUCGGCCUCCUACAUUCGACAGGGGAGCCAGGCUCGUCGUGGCCAUGAGCAGCUCAUCAGACACUUACUGGAGCAGGGUAAGUGUCCAGAGGAGGGAUGGAGUGAGAGCACCAUCGAGCUCUUCCUGAAUGAGCUGGCUGUGAUGGACAGCAAUAACUUUCUCGGUAACUGUGGCGUCGGAGAGAGGGAAGGCCGCGUGGCAUCCAGCCUUGUGGCAAGACGACAUUACAGGUUGAUCCAUGGCAUAGGACGGUCAGGUGACAUAGCUGCUAUUCAGCCCAAAGCUGCAGGGUCCAGUCUGCUGAACAAGCUGACCAACUCAGUGGUGUUGGACAUCUUAAAGCUCUCAGGUGUCCGGAGUGUGGCAAGCUGCUUUGUAGUUCCCAUGGCAACAGGAAUGAGCUUGACGCUGUGCUUCCUAACCCUUCGUCACCGAAGACCCAAGGCUCGCUACAUCAUUUGGCCUCGCAUCGACCAGAAGUCCUGCUUCAAAGCCAUGAUCACAGCAGGCUUUGAGCCGGUGGUGGUGGAGAACGUUCUUGAGGGCGACGAGUUGCGGACAGACUUGGAAGCAGUUGAGCGCAAAAUCGAAGAGCUCGGAGCCGAGAACAUCCUGUGCGUUCACUCGACAACGUCCUGCUUUGCCCCGCGGGUCCCUGACAGGCUCGAGGAGCUGGCCACCAUGUGUGCCAAUCAUAACAUUCCCCACAUAGUUAACAAUGCAUACGGAGUACAGUCGUCCAAGUGCAUGCAUCUUAUACAACAGGGGGCUCGUGUCGGAAGAAUUGAUGCCUUUGUGCAAAGCUUGGACAAGAACUUCAUGGUUCCAGUAGGUGGCGCCAUUAUUGCAGGUUUUGAUGAGUCCUUCAUACAAGAGAUAAGCAAGAUGUACCCAGGUCGCGCAUCGGCCUCACCUUCCCUCGACGUCCUCAUUACCCUUCUAACUCUGGGUGCCAGCGGCUACAAGAAACUCCUAUCAGAAAGAAAGGAGAUUUAUUUGUUCCUGGCUCAGGAGCUGAAGAGUCUAGCCUCUGCACACGGGGAGAGAUUGCUUCACACCCCACAUAACCCCAUUUCACUGGCCAUGUCUCUGGAUGGUCUCCAGGCUGGGAGCGACAAGGCGGUGACUCAGCUGGGCUCCAUGUUGUUCACGCGGCAAGUGUCAGGAGCCAGGGUGAUACCACUGGGCAAGGAGCAGACCGUAAGCGGACACACGUUUCGCGGCUUCAUGUCGCACUCUGAGGCAUACCCCUGUCCUUAUCUCAAUGCCGCCGCAGCUGUGGGUAUCACUCGAGAAGAUGUGACACUGUGCGUCAAAAGGCUUGACAAGUGCCUGAAGACCCUGAAGAAAGAGGGAGACAGCAGGAAAAGUAGUUCGCCAGUGCUUCCACAGAGCCAGGAGGGCACUAAUGGAGAGGCACUGACUGAGCUGAAGUAACUUUAACAGGAAGUGUAGACGAAGUGAGUUCUGCUUCGUUUGAGCCCUCUGCUGCCUGAACUUUACUCUCACUGUGAUUUGAACUCACCUAUGGAUUAUCAAUCCAGAUUUUGUUAUCAGGUCAAAGACUCGAGCUCAGCAGCAACAGCUGGCGAUGAAACUGCGUGCAGGAUUACAAACAAAGUGACACGAGCUGAUGUCACUGAUUAAUUCCCUCCUCUGUGAAGCUAAUUAGUAGAUACUGUAAGGACACAAGCUGCAUACAAAUGCUCCUCGGGAGCAUAUGGUCGUUCACCACUGAUCUAUAGUUAGACCAAAGCGUUGGAUUGUUGUCUGUAUAUGCUGAAAAUGUUUCGUUAAAUGGAUAAUGGAUCAACCAUUUAUAUGGCAUGUACUUUCUGUGUGUUAUGUCUCCUAAUUAAACCCAUCUUAAGUCUC